Molecule: messenger RNA, 4427 nt
Organism: Dinoponera quadriceps
Lineage: Eukaryota; Metazoa; Arthropoda; Insecta; Hymenoptera; Formicidae
Exons: 6
Coding region: 213-1076 (287 amino acids)
Source: RefSeq, a predicted model, not a curated record
CUCGCGGGAGAGACAGUCUCGGUGGUGGUGGCUGGGUGCGCGUCGCCCGGCGAGCGGCCUUCCUUCCUUCGCGAGAGGAUCGAAAAGACAUCCCCCAGCGGGUAUACCUGAGCAGGUUCGUCCGUAGAAUGUUCGCACCAUGAGACUGAACGCGCUUCGCGAAGCUAGUCGUCGACGAGGAACCUGCCAUCUCGGUGAUUCGCGUUAGCACGAUGUGCGAGGUGUCGAAGGGCCAGCGGAGGACAUUCCGCGAUCAGGAUCCCCCGCGAAUAUGCAACAAGAGCACAGAGAACCUGCUGCGGGACGAGUUGGAGUUCUCGCGCUCGACCCCGAGCUCGCCGACGACCCUCCAGCGCGCCGCCAGCCUCGAGAAGUGUUUCAGCGAGCCGGAGUUCUUCCAGAAGCAGCGCGAGCUGCUCUCGAAGCACGAGCAGCGGACGAAGGAGAGGAGCGACGAGGACAGCGUCUCCUCUAGUCCCGCACGUGGCGCGCGCGACGAUCUCGGGGAGUGCGGAGGUACGACAGCUGUCGCCAGGAGCAUCGAGGACCUCCUGAGGGAACUCUCUGUCAAAGUGCCUUCUCCUUGCAAAAAUAUGAACGAGGUGAUCACUAACGGUCUGAAGUGCGACUUGGGCGACGGCGACGCUUUGACAAACGGAAGGAAAAUGGCACCGGUCUUGGGCGUACCGCCUCCGCCACCGCCGGCUCCUCACAUGGGACCAGACGGCUUGAUUUUGCCGAAGAAACCGUAUAACCCUUGCCUUACCUCUACUAAUCAUAAGGAUCUCCAUCGGGAGUUACUCUUCAAUCAGAAAAUUGGCAGAAACGUCUUGAACCAGAAGAGCGAGCUGCAACGCGCCCUGGAGAGGCAGAGGGAGGCCGCGUCGAGGCGAGAGGCCGAGAGGAACCGGGAGGAGAGCUACAAGGACGACCCCAGGACAGCCUUGCAAAGGGCGAUCGAGCAGAGAGCGAGACACAUUCAAAUAACGCAAGAACAACAGUCGAGGAUGGAGCCGCCGAGCAACCUCCUGAUAACGGCGAGAGCGAAGCUGAGACCUCGCACCGAAUCCCAGUGAAGUUCCGGCGCGGAGGGGCGGGGGAGAAGAAAUCUAGAUCGCUGCGAACCGCGCCCCACUCUCGAGCUGGAUCGAGUGAAUUCCACACACUCGGCGCCUUAUCGCUCGCGAGCGUGUGUGUGUAUAUAUACAUGCAUAAUCCAACCCGAUAAGAUUCUGAUUAACAAUCCGCGGUAACACUCGCGCGGUCCCUCCUUCUCUCCUUCGUUCGCCGACGGCCCUCGGCCGCGCCUUCACGAGAAUCAUUCGCGUACAUUCUCGGCCCGGCGAGUCGAAUCAUACGUUCGAAGUGCGGCUAUCAGACACGGGUUAUCGGAGACUGAGGAUCGCGGACUGACGAUUGCGGGAGCAAUCGAGAGACCGAGCUGAGUCUCGAUCGGAGUCGGUCAAUUCAUCGAAUUCUCUCAUUCCUAAUCCACAAUGCCCGGUGUCUCCAAUAUCUACCAAGUCUGAUAUGAGCUCCAGGCCUGUCUAUCAGAGGUAGGUAUCCGAAGUCGAGGGCUGUGAGUCGAAGACUGGAACUUGAGCUCAAGCGAGUUAAGGCGAGCCAAGAUCGAUUAAUAGUUAAUUCAUCGAAUUCUAAUCUCUAAUCUCCGCGACGUCCAGUCUCCGAUACCUAGUCUGACGUGAGCUUUGAGCUUGUACCAAGCUCUGGAUGUCGGAGAUCGAGGAUUGUGCGAAUUGAAUGCCGAGAUAAAAGCGAGAUCGGGAUCGGAGAGGAUCCGUCGAAUUUCCGAUCUGUAAUUCGCAAUCGUCGAUCUCCGAUACUCAGGCUAGUACACGGAGCUUCAGAGGAUCGAUUUUAGAGGCCCCGUCUCGCGCAGAACACGACGGGGGGGAGUAGAGCACGGCGCGGCGCAACAUCCGUUUCGCGAUUUGUGCGUCCGCGCGCGCUUCCGGACAAGCUCGUACGUGCCUAGGCGAAUUCUUCGCGACGACGAAUCGCUCGCUUUCUCUUCCUUUCCCUUUCGGAAGUCACACACAACCGGUGUCUUCCAUCAUCGUCAUCAUCGGACCGGGAUCCGUGCGGACGAUGUCCUACGACGAAGCCUCGUGCGAACGACCGACGGGGGUGGCGUUACGUUCGCUCUCUUCUCUCCUCGACACGGGUGAACGAAACGCGGUCGGCGGCCCCGCUGAACGAUAUGUAGAACGAUUCCGCGUAGGUACGUGCGAUUGCUUGUCGUUAACCCUUAAAUCGAAACAUGUAUAAAAUAGCCACUCGGUCAGGGAAACUCCGGUGGUGUGGUGUUCGUGAGAACUUGUAACGUAUAAGCGUGUGAGUUAUUUUCUAAAAUAUAUACAACAUGACGACGACGAUCUCGUUAGUUAAAUUCGUAGGUGUGGACAGAGCGGAUGUUAAGCGCUUUUAAGCGGUGCGUGAACUUCGAGCUGCGAAUAUCACAUGUCGGUGACGCUGAUGUUUCGGGUUAAGGGUUGGAAGCUCGUGAUUCGUCGCGGUAGUUUGACGACGUCAUCGUUGGGCCGCAAAAUGCGGCCGCGAUCGACGGAUCGGGAGCCUUGGAACGCUAUUUAUUUCGACCCGGGAGCCGUUCCCGGCCGAAGAGCUAUACGCAUACGACGCGAAUUGGCCGAGAAAUUACAGAUUAUUAUAGUUAUAUAUAUAUAUAUAUAUACAUAGAGAGAAAGAGAGAGAGAGAGAGAAACGACGCCGCCGGAAGCAAACAUAGUUCUCGCUAGAUGACAAAAGACAGAGAUAAAUCGGCAUUCCGGGACCAUGUGUUCGUUCGUACAUACUCCGUUACACGGCGUUACACGAGAAACUUCGAGAUGCUCGCACGAUGACAGCUAUUGUGAGAGACGUGCUUCGACUUGGUCUGACACUCUCCGUGUGUCAGACUGGGCGCCGGAGAUUGAGACUUGCGGAUUGAAGAUCGACCGAGCGAGUCAAGCUUGACAAAGGUUGCGCGAACACAACGGUUGUACAACCGUUGAGUCAAGAUUAUCUACGUAUGUACAUUAUACUUUUAGAUCUACCGAUCACAUCAAUCUUCCGAAAGUCGGCCACUUGAUCGCUUCGUCCACUGCACACAGCCGAGGAGAGAGCCAAGAUCGGAGUUAGAAUUCCAAUUUCUAAUUCGUGACACCCAGGCCCGUAUCACUUGAAACUUGCCUUGAAUUUUCAUUUCAGACUUAAUCUCUGUGAGUUGUGUCAGUUGAAUUACAUAUAUAUGACACAUUAUCUGACUUUUUAUCUGUAAUAGCGAUUGAACUGGGAAAAAAUUCAGAUUUAAGUCUGAAUUAAAACUUGAGUAUCUUGCAUGAGACAAGUUUCAAGCGACAAAUAUUGACGAUACAAGCUCUGAUUUCUACUUAGAUCCGUAUUAAUAGUUGUUACUUGAAACUUGUCCCAAAUGAAAUAUUACGUAUUUGAGUUUAGAGUUAAGUGUAAAUUUCUCAAUGAAAUCGCGAGUAUCGCAAGUAUGUCACGUAUUUUACGUGAUUCCGCUGAAGAACUCAAAUUGAAAUUCGGAUCUGUGUAUUUCACGUAAUACAUACUUAAAGUAACUGCUAUCAAUUCGGGUCUUGGUCUGACUGACGCGGGCUUAAAGUGGUGUGUCGAUGUUACAUCACGGUUAUUACGUUCAGUGACAACGAACGGUAAGUUUCAAAACGGUUUUUUUUCUUACGCAAUUUGGGUUACGCAACCGAUAGUCCAAUUACAGAACUUAUUUUUCAAAAAGGAGGUUUCUAAUUGGACUAUAGGUUGCAUUUAAAAUUGCAUAAAAGUGUUCAAACUGUUUUAAAAUUUACCGUACAUACACACACACAUACACCCGGCCGAUUAAAGGUUGCAACAUUUUUUUUUCUCGCGUCCAAUAGGAGAAUUUGUUUCUUAGUAAUUCUCAAGAGAUACAUGUUCCUAUCGAAUACGGGAUGCGUAGCGAAACUCAUGAAAAAAGAUGUUGCAACUUUUAAUCCGCCGACUAUGUAUGUGUGUAUGUGUGUGUGUGUGCAUAAUCAAAACACUUUCGAUUUCGCACUCUUAAAUUUAAAUUAACACAAGCCGUGUUCGGUUUGUUGGGACCUUAUUUUUUAACCAGUUCACAAAGUCCUAUUGCAACAUACGAAUCGCGCGGCUACGCGGUAAGAAGACAUCCGCACAUCCAAUCUCCACCGACAGAGAAGCCACAGAAUGGAGGGUACUUUCUUUUUUUUUUCUUCCUUCUCUUUUGUACAGUUUGUCGCAUGUGUAUGUUAGACUAUAGUUUUCUCUUUUCUUUUAUUUGUAUUUCGACAUAGAUUUUGAAGUCACGAUUACUCGGAUCACCCCUAAGAUCGUCACAAUGAUUACACAACUCAAGUUCCAAAUAUAUUUUAUUCAACAUC